UUUUAAAAUGUUUUUGAUUUUAUUUAUUUCAUUUUUAUUAUUUAAUUAUUUAACUGUUGAGGGAGUUGAAGACAAAAUGAGUGAAGUUGAUUCGAAAAAUUUAGAAAACUUUCUAAAUAAACGUUGGAGUUAUGAAUAUCGUUGGGGAAAUGCUGCUAAUAAUGGACAGAGUAGUUGCUGUGGAUGUUCAACUUGUUCAAGCGGUUAUAAUCCAAAUGGAAAUUCUGGACAUAGUUACCAGUAUAGCUGGUCAAAUAAUUAA
This is a messenger RNA of Meloidogyne enterolobii, 262 nucleotides long. The record is from the annotation of a GenBank genome assembly. NCBI's taxonomy places the organism in Eukaryota, Metazoa, Nematoda, Chromadorea, Rhabditida, Meloidogynidae.